AAUGAUAGGGAUAAAUGACACCUUAUUUUAAGGAGUGACCUCAGUCCCCUCAAAAGUUGGGUCACUAUCAUUGUCUCUGAUCCUAUACCCCCUUCAUCCACCUUUUGGACCUGAUUGCCAUUUGAAGUUUAGUCCCCUUGGUGGUUUCCUUUCCUUCCUUUGACCAUUCUGAUUCCAUCAUCUUGCUCCAGCUUAUGGCCAUUGCCAUCUUGACAAAUUGUGGGGAGGGCAAUGGUGCACUUUAAGAGCCAGGCACAGUCUUACUGCAGACUCCAGCCUCCUGCAUCCCCAUGCUUUUAGAAUUGUUCCCUUGGGAGAAGAAUAGUGUAGAACAAACAUUGUGUAGGAAUGAGGCAGCAAAAAGAGUCGGCCUCACUCCUUCUAUCCAGUUCCUUGAUGGGUUUUCCGGCUCCAGGGUCAUCUCCGCGUUAAGUGUGGCUCCGCCCAUGCAGAGGGGUGGAGCAUAGGCGGAGUCGGAGGAGUCUGGGACGGAACAAAGCCCGGCCUGCGGGCGGCGGCUGGGCUCUCUCCGGAGGCCGGGCCACAGAGAGCGGGUCCUCUGGGCAGCAGUCCGCAGCAAACGUAGGAGGGGUGGAGGCGGCAUCGCGGUCCGCGCGGUCUGGCUAUGAACGGGCUGCCCUCAACUGAGGCGCCCGGUGGCGCGGGCUGCGCUCUGGCUGGGCUCCCGCCGCUACCGCGCGGCCUCAGCGGCCUUCUUAACGCUAGUGGUGGCUCGUGGAGGGAGCUAGAGCGUGUCUACAGCCAACGGAGCCGCAUCCACGACGAGCUGAGUCGUGCCGCCCGCGCCCCGGAUGGUCCUCGCCACGCCGCGGGCUCUGCCAAUUUAGGCUCUGCAGCGGGCCCGCGCCGCCCGGUUAACCUCGACUCUGCACUGGCCGCGCUGCGCAAGGAAAUGUUGUCCGCAGGUGGGUCUGCGACAGCUGGAUAUGUCCCUGCUGUGCCAGCUGUGGGGCCUGUAUGAGUCGAUCCAGGACUACAAGCAUCUGUGCCAAGACCUGAGCUUGUGCCAGGACCUGUCAUCCUCUCUGCACUCCGACAGCUCCUACCCACCCGAUGCCGGCCUGUCUGAUGACGAUGAGCCUCCUGAUGCCAGCCUGCCCCCAGACCCUCCACCCCUCACCGUGCCCCAGACUCACAAUGCCCGUGACCAGUGGUUGCAGGAUGCCUUCCAAAUCAGCCUUUGAAAAGCUGAGGUGGAUUGGAAUGCACCCACACAAAAGGCUCAAAACUUGCCCUUCAGCAAGUCCUUAGUCGACAGUGCCUGCUCUUUUACCGGUACCACCUCACCUCACUUCAGGAGGGCAAGGCAUUAUACCCAUCAGGCAAAGCGGUCAAGAUUGCAGCCUCUACCCGGUGUACUGGGCUAACACUUCUCCCACAUGUGUGCACCCUAGCUUGGCCAGCCCUUAGUCUGACCGUGGGGCCCAAAGCGUCUUGCACUCCCGUUUGCAUCUCUGGGACUGGGAUGAGUGCCUAGCUUCCAUCUCUUUGUCGUCUUUUGCUGCCUCUUGCAGCUACUGGCUCAGGGGCAUCACUACCUGUGGCCCCAGGAUUUCACUGCCUGGGACAAGGGCUCCAGAACCCACCUCUGUAGCCACCCACGACCAGAAAGGCUAAGGUCUUUAUGCUGGAUAUUUAAGUUUAGCGGUCAGUUCCUGGACAGGGAAAUAAACAAUUUCAGCAUUGUA
This is a messenger RNA of Rattus norvegicus (Norway rat), 1709 nucleotides long. It is a transcript of the gene Fam89b, whose product is annotated as family with sequence similarity 89, member B. Lineage: Eukaryota; Metazoa; Chordata; Mammalia; Rodentia; Muridae. Gene Ontology annotation, cellular component: cytoplasm; lamellipodium. The record is from RefSeq and is a predicted model, not a curated record. Gene Ontology annotation, biological process: negative regulation of transforming growth factor beta receptor signaling pathway; establishment of cell polarity; positive regulation of cell migration. Gene Ontology annotation, molecular function: transcription corepressor binding.